Messenger RNA from Patiria miniata (bat star), 8671 nucleotides. RefSeq lists its product as uncharacterized. Gene Ontology annotation, cellular component: membrane. Bases 130 to 6435 code for a protein of 2101 amino acids. The transcript has 32 exons. Gene Ontology annotation, molecular function: G protein-coupled receptor activity; calcium ion binding. NCBI's taxonomy places the organism in Eukaryota, Metazoa, Echinodermata, Asteroidea, Valvatida, Asterinidae. The record is from RefSeq and is a predicted model, not a curated record. Gene Ontology annotation, biological process: cell surface receptor signaling pathway; G protein-coupled receptor signaling pathway.
ACAGGACUCUACGUUUACAAAAGAAAUGCCUGGCAGUCUGCUCGGUCUUGUGAUAUUGUCCAGACGGCUGAAGACACAAUAGAAACUUGUCGCGUGCGUUUAGAAUCAUCUGGAGUGUUUACCAUUAUAAUGGGUGAGGAUCUAGUGACUGGUCUUGCCCCAUGUAAUGUUUCUUCUGGAUGGAUUGCUGUCACACUGUACACCGGUUCACCACCAGAAUUAGCACCGACGACAGAAGUCCCGUUUUCAUCUAUAGAAACCAUUUCUCCAGAACCGACAGAAGAGGCAACAACAGCGCCUGUAUUCGUAGAAACCACCGCGACGACAGGAGUCCCAUCUUCAUCUAGGCCUACAGAUACCAUCCCUCCAGAAUCGACAGAAGAUCCAUCGUCAUUCGUAGAUUGGUCUUAUUGGGACGAUUAUUCUACUGAAAGGACAAUUGCGCCAGAAUCGACUGAUUCACCAACAGAGUCUACCACCAGAGAAACCACCGCGACGACAGGAGUCACAUCUUCAUUUAGGCCUCCAGAUACCAUCCCUCCAGAAUCGACAGAAGAUCCAUCGUCUGUCGUAGAUUGGUCUUAUUGGGACGAUUAUUUUUCUACUGAAAGGACUUUGCCAGAAUCAACUCAACCACCAACAGAGUCUACCACCAGAGGUUCAACUUCAACCACAGAUGAAACAUCCACCUCGUUGUCUGCGGACUUCACGCCAUCACAGUCUACUGCUUAUGCGAUUUCAGUUCGUCUAGUUGGUGCAAACUCCUCGUACGAGGGCCGAGUUGAGGUUUUCUACCAAGGCGAGUGGGGUUCAGUCUGUGAUAAUACAUGGGACCUUAAUGAUGCUGAUGUCGUCUGUCGCAUGCUUGGUUACACUUCGGCAUCCAAUGCUUGGCGCUAUACUCACUUCGGCAUAGGAUCAAGUCCGAUCAUUUUUGACAGUGUUGACUGCCAAGGCGAUGAAGUUAGCUUAGCUGAAUGCCAACUCGUUCCGGGCUGGACAAUUUGUGAGCUGGGAGGGGAGGCAGGAGUUACUUGUGAUAAUGGCGCGACAACUACAGGUUCACUGUCCACCUCAGAGGAAACAUCCACCAUGUUCUCUACAGACUUCACAACAUCACAGUCUACUACUGAUGACAAUAUUGACGAUCAUUGUUCUCCUAAUCCCUGUAUGAACGGCGGAACCUGCACAGAUGGUGUCCAUUCAUUCUCAUGUAAUUGUCCUGCAGGAUACGGAGGUGCUGACUGUUCCCCAAUAUCUGUACGUCUUGUUCAAGGAGAUGUUCCCAGCGAAGGCACGGUAGCUGUCAAGUACGGAGACCAAUGGGGAUUAAUAUGUGGUAACAACUGGAGAAUUAGGGAGGCCGACGUUAUUUGUCAACAGCUUGGAUACCAUUCUGCAUCUCAGGCUUGGCGAAAUUACGGGAAUGGAGAAUCGAUUAUUCUGAGCAAUGUCGAAUGCAUUGGAAACGAGACAAACAUCGACCAGUGCGAUCACAGUGAAUGGUUCGGUGUCUACUGUUACGUUCCUGUUGGGGUGACUUGUAAUGUCAUGGCACCGUCACCCCUUUUAGUUCGUCUAGCCGAUGGAAGAACCCCAAAUGAAGGCAGAGUGGAGCUGUACUAUGGAUGUUUUUGGGGCACAAUAAGUGACGGGUCCUGGACCAUGGAAGAUGCCAACGUUAUCUGUCGACAGCUGGGUUACCUUUCUGCAGCUCAGGCCUGGGGCGGGGCUUACUUUGGAAGAGGAACGGGGCAGGUUAUCCUCGAGGAUAUUGAUUGUGAUGGUGAUGAGCCAAGUAUUGAAGAGUGUGAUCACGGCGGCUUCUUUUCAAGUGACUUCGGUUAUUUCUUCUUUAAUCAUGACAGAGACGUGGGUGUGACCUGUAAUAUUGCAUCCCCCAAACCUGUUUCAGUGCGCCUUGUGAAUGGCAGCACGCCUUAUGAAGGUACAGUGGAAGUUUACUACGACGACCAAUGGGGUACAGUCUGUGGCGAUGGUUGGAGCAUUGAAGAGGCCAACGUCAUCUGUCGUCAGCUCGGCUACCCUUCUGCAUCCCAGGCUUGGCAGAAUGCUGCCUUCGGUCAAGGACCGGGACCUAUUUUCCUAGACAGCGUUGCAUGUAGUGGCAGUGAGUCCGGCAUUGAGCAAUGUGAGCACAGUGGAUGGUUCAGUCAUGACUGCAGUCAUAGCCAAGAUGCCGGAGUGACUUGUGGUGAAUCACUCGACAGAAAGGCUCCACUUGUUUCACUUCGUUUGGCUGGUAGAAACCGUACUCCUUAUGAGGGACGAGUGGAAGUUUAUGACAAAUGCCUUUGGGGUAAUGUGUAUAGCAAUGAAUGGAGCAUUCAGGAGGCCAACGUUGUCUGUCGACAACUCGGAUACCCGUCUGCAUCUCAAGCGUGGACGGAGAGUCCCUUCGGACGUCGAGGAACAGGUCCCGCGCUUCUAACCAGUGUUUCAUGUUAUGGUAAUGAAUCCGCUGUAGAAGACUGUCAACUCGGCUUCGACCUUGAAGAUAUCUACUGGUAUUCCUCUAGCGCUGUAACUUGCGAUCCUACAGCCUCUCCUGUUGCAGUGCGUCUUGUUGACGGAAGCACCCCAAAUGAAGGCAGAGUGGAAUUGUACUACAAGUGCCAAUGGGGCACAAUCUGCGAUGAUGGAUGGAGCAUCGAGGAAGCCAACGUCAUCUGUCGACAGCUGGGCUACCCUUCUGCCUCCGGGGCCUGGCAGAAUGCUGCCUUCGGUCUAGGAUCAGGGCCGAUUUUCCUGGACAGUGUUGCAUGUAAUGGCAAGGAGUCAAGCAUUGAGCAAUGUGAUCACAGAGGAUGGUUCAACCAUUACUGCACAGCUCACAGCAACGAUGUAGGAGUGACUUGUAAUGUUCCCUCCAAUUUUUGUGUCGUGCGUCUUGUCAAUGGUAAUACGCCACAUGAAGGCAGAGUCGAGGUCUACUAUGAAGACCAGUGGGGUACAAUCUGUGGCAAUGGUUGGAGCAUUGAAGAUGCCAACGUCAUCUGUCGUCAGCUCGGCUACCCUUCUGCAUCCCAGGCUUGGCAGAAUGCUGCCUUCGGUCAAGGAUCUGGACCUAUUUUCCUAGACAGUGUUGCAUGUAGUGGCAGUGAGUCAAGCAUUGAUCAAUGUGAGCACAGUGGGUGGGUCAAUCAAAGCUGCAGUCAUGGUCAAGAUGCUGGAGUGACUUGUGGUGAAAUAUACACAAGUUCAACCCCUCCGUCAAUUUUAGUGCGUCUUGUUAAUGGGAACGCCCCCAACGAAGGUAGAGUGGAGGUGUUUCAUACAUGCUUCUGGGGAACCAUUUGCAACAACGGAUGGGACAUUGAGGACGCCAACGUCAUCUGUCGACAGCUCGGCUACCCUUCUGCUUCUCAAGCUUGGCGGUAUGGUCGCUUCGGUCGAGGAACAGGACUGAUCUUUUUGAGAAACGUUGCCUGUGUUGGAACUGAAUCGAGCAUUGAACAGUGUAGGAACGAUGGGUGGUUUAACAGUGGAUGUAGACACCAUUAUGAUGUUGGGGUGAGGUGUAACACAGCAUCCAACUUUACCUUACCUCCGUCAGAUAACCAACCGCCAGUCGUGACCUGUCCUGCAAAUGUAACGGUCGAGACUAAAGCCGGCCAGAAUCUCGUUACAGUGACUCUGCCUGACUCUGUUGUUUCUGCCUAUGACGACUCUGGGACGUUCACAAUAACUAUCAAUUUAGAGGGCUCGCCACAUUAUUACAGUUAUGACGUCGGCGAUGACGUCACGCUGAGUCUGGCAAGGUCUCCGCAUUUAUUCCACUACACUGCUAUGGAUGAUGCUUACAACAGAGCAACAUGCGAUGUGUACAUCACUGUUGUGGAUAACGAGCCUCCUGAGAUCUACGAUUGCCCGGAUGACGUCAGCAUUCCUGUCAUGUCAUCAACCAAUCAGGUGCCUUACAGCUGGAUACCGCCAACAUUCUCUGAUAACUCAAAUGCUGACGUCGAUGUGGAAUUUACUUGCCGGGCAACUACAGCUCGUGAAUGCAACCAAGCUGGUGACGGGGCCUUCUCGGCAGGGGUUGCCACGGUGAUGUACAAAGGAAGAGAUCAAUCAGGAAAUGAGAACAUUUGUCAAUUCACUGUUACUGUUACAGUUGUAGCCAUUGUCUGCCCAGCAAACGUUAACGUCUUGGCCGAUCCCGGUUCGCCGGCAGCUAGUGUCCACUGGCUAGAACCAGCUCUGACUGGUUUUGAAGGACCUGCGAAUUUUACUUCCAGUUCUGAUCCUGGUGAUGAAUUUUCUAUUGGAUCUCACAUUGUUACCUACAAGCAAUGGUUUGAAAGUUUUACCUUGGAGUGUUCAUUCGCUGUGACAGUCGAGGGUCAGUGCGCGUCGGAAACAGUGAAUGAACUCACGUGGCCUGUGACGUCAGCAGGGUCAUUGGCCGAGUCUGUACAGAGAUGUCCACUUAUGACAAUGAAUGCUGGUGAACCUCGCGCAGUCAGGAACUGUUUAGUCGUCGAACCUCCUGAGUAUUUCCAAUGGGAGGAACCUGAACCUCGCAGCUGCGGUGAAACAAUGAGUGACGUCACCCUUGAAGACGUCGCAGAGGUCGACGUGAGUGCAGGUAAUGUUGCUGAAGUGGCCGAGUUUCUGGCCAAUGUUACAUCAGAAUCUGCGUCAGAUGUUACAGACGAUGUUGAGGUGGUUUCUGACAUUUUGAUGAACAUCGUCGAUGCAGGAUCAGGCGACACAGAGGUGACAGAGUUGGUACUUGAGACCGUCAACAAUGUCAUCAUGACAAGGGCAGAGCCCGCUUCUGACACCUCAGAGUCAGGGAGCUCCUCAUCGGCUAUCGUCCGAUCCGUGGAGACUCAAGUCUCCUUGACUCUGAAACAAGAGGGAAUGGUCCGCAUACGUCAGGAAACCAUCCACGUGGAAGCGGUCAGUCUGGACCCAGCACUUGAUAGUAAUGGAUUCACCUUUGCGUCUGUACGACAGCCUGGACAAGCGUCACCAGAAGAGGGUUCACUGGUUGGUACUCAGGUCAAGACGUACGAGGAUGAGAUUCCCUCGGAUAUCGAUCUGGUUGCAUCUGUGCAACUUCCUGGGAACAUUGUGAAUUCUUUAGCACCAACUGAUGGUAAUGGUUCAACCCCAUUGCAAGUGAGUUUCUUAAUCUACGCCGAUGACACGCUGUUCCAGUCAGCUUCCAACAGAAGACACACAGAUGAGGCUACCACGACACGUAAGGUUGCCGGCUCUGUCGUCUCGCUGACUGUGGAAAAUGUUAAACUCGUCAACCUCACGGAUCCCGUGGUGGUACAAUUUAAGAAACCCAGUAAUACAACUAUCAAAGAACUAAACACCACCCAGUGUGUCUCCUGGGACUUUAAACUCGAGGACGGCGUCGGGGAUUGGUCGGAUGUUGGGUGCACGCGCGCAGACGUAGACAUGACCGAUGACGUGGUGUCUUGCUAUUGCUACCACGCCACCAACUUUGCAAUCCUUGUGGACAUCAAGGGGCAAAAGACUGAGGUUACUCCUUAUAAGAGAGCUCUUGAUAUCCUCAGCCAGGUCGGAUGUGCCUUGUCCAUCAUUGCCCUGGUUAUCACGCUGAUUAUAUAUCUCACUAUCAGAAAACUACGUACCGGCAAAUCUCGGCAGAUCUUCAUUCAUUUCUGCUUCUCCUUGCUGAUGUUGUACAUUGUGUUCCUCACCGGCGUUGACAGUGGUUCAGGCGGCGGUUGUGUGUUUGUGGCCGCUUUACUCCACUACCUGACUCUAUCCACUAUGUUGUGGAUGGCCGUUGAAGCCAGGAACAUGUACGUCAGUACGGUGAAGGUGUUCCCAGAAGACACGCCUCGAUACAUGGUGAAAGCCUGUCUCUUUGCGUGGGGAUCUCCAUUGAUAGUUCUGACUGUAACCUUAGCAGCAGCGGUAAGCCACUACGACAACGAGGACUAUUGUUUCCUGAAACCAGAUCUUGUGUUGUUCAUCGGCCUCCUUGCUCCCAUUGGUCUCAUCCUCAUCCACAACAUCAUCACCUUCAUCUUGGUCAUGCGCAGUCUCCUGAAGGUCCGAGAGGCAUCCCGCGCCCAGCAGAUCUCCAAACGCCUCCAGAAUGCUGUGGGAAUCUCCGCCCUCAUGGGCUUGACCUGGACUUUCGGGUUCCUGGCCAUUGCUCAUGAUGAUGCAAGGUUCGCCUUCCAGCUCCUCUUCUGCAUUUUCAACUCCUUGCAGGGAGUGAUUGUCUUCAUCAUGUUCUGUGUUCGCCGCGAGGAGGUUCGCGUUGCCUUGGCACCUUACGUAAGACGCAUCCGUUGCUGCCACCCGCCGGCCCGCGCAAGCCAAAAACAGUCAUAUGAUCUGCCUGAGAUAUCCCAGAGUGCUACCUCACCAUCAAGAGUGCACACCGCAGAGUUGGAUAUUUCCGUGUCGGGGUUGUAAGGCAGACACAGUCCACAAUACAAUAAUGAUUCAGUGGAUAGUUAUCAUUAGUCCUUAUCAGAUUCGACCCGGAAUCCGGUUCAGAUUUGACCUCACACUCUUUUGCAUGACAUGAGGUGAUUAUGCCUCUUAAAAGCCAUGGUCUUGUACUUCAUACUUGUAGUAUAAAUUUCACACAGCCCACUGUAAAAUUUUCUGGUAUAUCCCUUCAGGCAAUUUGCAAAACCAAAGGUGGCCAGUCGAUCCUCUCUGGAGACACACACACUGUACACAGGGUCGUGAACUUCUAUACGCCCGAGGACAAUGCUUUGUGGUUCACUUUGUCCCAGGGCCUGUAAUAUAACUCUCUUACAUAGACUAAGCUCACAACCGUACGAUCGAGGACCGUUUUCAAUAAGAGCCCAAACGCCUGAGGACUGAUAUGAUCUUUUGUUCUCACUUGUGUGUAUGUCCUCUUUCGUAAAGCCGUACAUGUAAACACACAAACAGGUGUGUAAACACCUUCAUUCGUGGACCCCCUAUUGUCCCGCGUUUGUUUAUACUUUUUAGAAAGAUGUAUCAUGGACCUUCGGGUAUUGUAGACGAUAUUGUCCUCUAUUGCUCAACGUCCCCUGUUGAACUCAAAACAAACCCACAUACACCCAGUCCCACAAUUCAGAAUUUCCGUUGUUUGUGUACCAAUUUCAACAAUAAAAAAAUGAUGCUUUUAUCACUGGCUAUGAACAAAUAUUACAAUGAAUGUUAUAUAUAUUGAAAUUCUCUGUGCGUGAAGGCCACUCAAGAAGUGUUUAGACAAAAUAUAAUAAGUCAUUAAGUCAAGUGAUGAUAAUUGUUUCAUGCUUGUGGUGGCAAGUAAUAGACUCCCGCAAAGGGGAUUAAAUCUUGAGAAAAAAAAGAAAGCUGAAAUCCUGGUACAGGUUAGGGACCAAAAAAAACAAACUAACAAUGAAUAUAAUGUCUAUAUAUUCGGAUUUGUCUUAAAAGUGAGAUUCGCGGCGUAUUGGUCAAAAUAACGUCCUUUUCUAGGUCAAAGUCACACAUUCCCACUACUAGGACAACAUAUUUUGUGUCAGAAUAGCGCCGUUCGCCAUGCCGUGAAUCCCUCUUUUAAGACAAAAAAAACAGAGUACAGAGCAUAUAUUCAGGUAUUUGGCUGAGCACGUACCAAGAUUUCAACUCUCCCCUAUCUCAACAUUUUAUCCCCUGGGGUUUAUUAAUACCGGUUGAAUUGCCACAACCAGCAGGAAAAGUAUUAUCACUUGACUGAAUGACAAUCUUUUUGAGUUGCCUAAACGUACACACUUUUUUCAAUAAAUAUAUAACUGUUCAGUGCCAUAAUUGUUCACGUCCAGUAAUGCAACCUUCUAGUAUUUUUUGAUCGUUGAAAUUGGAGCACAAACACGAAAAUCCUGAAUUUUACGUGCAGUGUGGAUAUGUGUGUGUCCAACGAGGACGGACUGGCCACCUAUUUGGAAAAUUGCAUGAAGAGAGAAAACCAGAUACUGUUAUAUUGGGCUGUGUAGAAGCUAAACAACGAAAUCCUGGUAAAAGGGAAAAUCAUCUCAUGGGGCUAAAUGGCCUGGAAAGGGACUCAGGAAAAUGUCAUUUUGACCCGGCACUUGAAGUGCCCGGUCAAAUCUGACCCGGAUUCGAGUCUACUCUGACCGUGACCUUUUAAGAGGUUUUGGCAGGUCCCAUAGGCCAGCCUACUAUCCCCAUUUUCUGUCUCACUGAGUCUAUCUGACUCUGUCACUCGUAACUUGUACUGGUUGUAAACUUGUUUAAACAGCGGGGCAGUGCUUUCGUGUACGUUUACCCCAUUACGUCAAUAAAUGGGCUAAAUCUGGCCAUUGUGUAGAACAGAUGCAUGUAAAGACUUCGAAGGAAUAGCCAUUCUGAUCAAUUGAGUAUACAUUUGUGAACCCUGGGACCAUUUUUACUAGGCUUGGCUUGUCUUGCUUUGGCAAAUAGCGUGCAUGCCUGAAAUACAGCUUGUAGAUGACCGUAUAAUGCUUCACUUAAAAUACGCUUUUUAUACACUAAUUACAAACAUGAGAACAUUGAAAGUUACUGUCUUAUUGUAUAUCGCCUUACAAAAACAAAUAGGACCUUUGGGGAAACUCUUAAGCGUCAUAAUACGUUAUAUCUUUGGGAGACGGAAAAUGGGGAGAGACUUUAUGUCUCAGCCCCUAUUUAGAGGCAAAUAGCUAGAUCAAUCGCUCGUGGUCCAAUUAGU